Molecule: messenger RNA, 4533 nt
Organism: Dermacentor silvarum
Lineage: Eukaryota; Metazoa; Arthropoda; Arachnida; Ixodida; Ixodidae
Product: beta-3 adrenergic receptor
Exons: 3
Coding region: 297-1298 (333 amino acids)
Biological process (GO): G protein-coupled receptor signaling pathway
Cellular component (GO): membrane
Molecular function (GO): G protein-coupled receptor activity
Source: RefSeq, a predicted model, not a curated record
AGUAACCGCGGCAGCCGCUGAUGCGUGAAGCGAGAGCAAGCUUAUCUCGCAACGGCUUCGCGCCUGGUAGCCAUGCAUGCGCCCAACGCUGAGAGCCGCGGUGGCGGGAGGAAACACUACGGCACCCCCCGGAGUUACGAUGCUGCUUCCGCCGAUUUCGCCGAGCAGAGCGUAACCGUGACCAUGGCUCAGAGUGAGUGUGGCGCAGUCGGUGACUGGGGUGACGGCCAAAAAAUGUGGAACCUCGUGGCAUCGCUUUUAGGCUCUGAAACCUGACAUUGGCAAGGCCCCCACUGAUGAACAGCACGGCCGCGAGGAGUGCCAGUGCCACGGAGCGCUACGUGGCCGCCGUGCUGGUCUCCGCCGAACUGUGCAUCUCCAUUCUCGGAAACCUGCUGGUGCUGUUCGUCUCACUGUGGGACGAGCGCGUCAAGCAGCAUCGCUCGAACUUGCUGGUCGUCAGCCUUGCAGUGACCGACCUCCUCACGGCCACUCUUGUCAUGCUGCCGUCGGUGUGCGCCCUGACCAACGACGGCUGGCCCCUGGACAACCCAGGCUUCUGCACCUUCCACGGCAUCCUCAACUACUGGCUGACGUCAACAUCGAGCGUGACGCUCGCCAUGAUCGCACUCGACCGCGGCGUGGCUGUCCACAAGCCGCUCGAGUACGUCCAGCGCUGCACGUGGCACCGCCUGGUGCAGAUGGUGGCACUGCCUUGGACGCUCGGCAUCGUCUUCGCCGUCGUGCCUGCCAUCCUUGACUGGACCGCGUACCAGUUUGACAACAUCGUCUGCGACGUCGACUGGCACCCCCGGCGCGAGCAUGUCAUCUACUACGCAGCAACCUUCUCCCUCUGCUUUGCCACGCCGGCGGCCAUUGUGCUCGUCCAGUACGCCCGCAUCCUCGCGUCAGUGCGUCGCUUGCGCUCCAACACGGUUGUGAAUCCACCGGUGGUUGUGGUGCCAAAAGGGGACGUCUCCAACGGAACGCUGUCCCGCCAGUUGUCCUUUCGGCGCCGGGCGGGACAGGGGAACCAGAAGAUCCUUGUUAGCAUCUUGGCGGUUAUCGUCAUAUUCUUCCUCUGCAUCACGCCGUUUUGUUGCACCAAGCUGGUCAAGGUGCUGCUUGGGCCCAAGGCCAUUCCGGACUGGCUGGACAUGCUCUCGACCGUGGUGCAGUUCCUGGCAUCCGUCGUGAACCCCUUUGUGUACUCCAUCGGACUCAAGAGCUUCCACGAGGCACUGUGCAGACUGUCGCGCAGUGGACGACACAGGCUGUUCUGGAGUACUUCAGUGUGAGUGGCCAGAAAUGGCAAGAAGGAGACUGGCAUUGCUUUUGCAAUGUUUGUAUGCCUGUAUAGUUUACGUAGAGAAAAAUAUAUUCUUUACUUCCAGCAACGGUGGCUCCUAACUGAGCGUUACAUUUGGACCCAGUGAAAAGGAAGAACUGCGAGAUGAAAGCAGAUGCUCAAAGGAGUCAAUAUAAGUGAACAUUCUACCACUGCCUUUAAACAUAAAUUUAGUAGGACAUGUGCAGGCAUGCGAGAAAAGUAGGUCAGCUAUGUAGCCUUCAAUUACAGGUAUAAAAUCUGGAACACAACAGCAUAUCAAGCAUAUUCUCCCAGCGUUACGAGACAGAGCAGUAUUCAUUUCGUAGCUUCCAAGAACAGGUGACUAAAACGUUCAUGAGGUCUUACCAACCCGUCACACUGUUCCCCUCUGGAAUGUGCAAAACUCAAGAGUUGAAAACGCUGCAACUCGGAAAUGUUAGGAAGUCUGUCCAGAAAGCUUAUCCAGGCAGAAGUCUGUUGAGAAGGCAUCCAAUUUUUUAUACUGCACAACCAGAAUUGCGCUGUGAUCCCAGCCAAACUUUGUACUUAUGAGGUUACCUAACUUCAAUGUUAAAAUGCCAGUGUGCGUGUUCCAGGCCCCCUAAUAGCAUGAUCAUCAGGAGGCGUAAAAUGCACGUGUUGAUGCUAGGUGAAGCUACACCAUAAAUAAACAGUAACUCUGUUUCAUGUUGUUGCUAUGCAACAAUUUGCCGUUGGAUAUCAUCCGGGGCCCUCGUUCACAAAAUUAUUUCACAAGUGCCAUCCUCAACUGGCCACGGCCGAAGCGAUCGUUUCAUCACGAGGUCAGUUGCUAUCAUUAGUGGCAGGCACCCAAAUAUCAGCUAACUAGAAAAUGCUCUGACGAAAGAGAAGUGUUGCGAAUACUGUGCCCACAUUUUUCUGACCGGAUAAUGGAUGGACACGGGUAAUGUGGUGGAAACAGAGGAGUGAAAAGCGCUGUUCAUUACGGAAAGAUACAGUGUGUGAAAGGCUGGCUAUUCAGCCUAGUGCUUCCGAUGUCGAGAUUAGUUUAGUUUUUUUUUUUUUUUUUGCACAAAAUGCCCCCAGAAUAAAUUUCAGAUUUGAGAAAGCCAAGUUCACAGUUCACCUUUAUGCACAAACGUACAAGCAUCAAAUUUAGUUCUGAUGGCAAUGUUUCUCUGAUGUUACCAUAAAAAUUUCAAAAUUAUAUCUCCCCAACUUUCUUAAUCACAAUUAUUUUCCCCUUUAGGGCUUGUCCUAAGCCUGAGUGACUUACAAAAUGCAAUAGGAGACUCGUUCAAGGCAUUGUGCAUUCCAAAAUGAAUGGUUGAGGGCAUGACAUUCUUAGAUUUUUUUAUUUACAACAUAAUUUUUUUAGUUUCCAUUUUUUAUGAGGCAACUGUACAACAAGCAUCUAGACUGUGAACAACUAGUUGAAUCAUUAAUUCAGAAACUUCAUACUGGAAAAGCAAGAAUGUCACAGACUGAAUUGCACUUCAAAGAACAUGGCAAAAAAACAGAACUGAAAUAGGCCUACCAGUCGCAAAGAAAUCAGGGGCACAAGCUAGGCAGGAGGCAAGAAACAGUUUUGAGAACAUGACUUUUAAAGUAAGAUUUUACUUUACCAAAAAGCACCAGGGUUGCAGUCAUUGAUGCACUAUCAAAUGUUUUGCCUUUAGUCUGAAGUGCUUUGCUUGCCUUUUCUUUUUUCCUCAAGACAUCCUUUUCAGCGGCUCUGUGAAGAGUGUGUUGGCCAGGUUGCAGACCAAACGUUUCACAAUACCCCACGAAAACACAAUGGGUUCCAGAGUUGUAUUUGCAUACUGCUUUGUUGACUGCUGUCUCUAAUGUAGCAGAGAGGCUUACACCUUAGCAACACUCGCAUAAUGUCUCUGUUGCAUUCAGUGACGCAUUUUCGUCUUUUUGUAGCGCCGACUAAAUCAAGGCUUUAAGCAGCAUUUUGAAUAAAUUUCUUUUCCAAGACAGCAGCUGAGGAGCUUCACAUCAGAAAAGCACUGGUACACGGGCAGCAAUACAGCUGAAACAUGCACGCCUUGCAGGCCAGCCCUUAUGCAGAGGCCUACCCUGUGCUGUUGCAGUGUGGUGUUUGCACCAGCUACCAUAUUUUGAGAACAUUGUAUUGUACAAACUUUUUCUCAUUUGAGCAUUGCAAGUGCCUGGAGAGCUUACAAAAUGCAGUGGAAUGUUUGUUGAAUAUUGUGAGCACAGCCAAAUGUGAUUCUUUCAUUUUUUUUUUACCUUUUUGUUUUUUCUUUUCCAACCACAAAAAAUUUGCACUUCUCAUUUUUCUUGUCACCGUCACAUCAGCCACAAACUUUGGGUGCGAACGAAUUGAAAUAAUCAAGCAAAAAAGGCAAGAAUGUCCCUACAUGCACUGUAGCUCAAGGAAUGUGACCAAGAAACAUUACAAAAAGAAAAAUUAAAUAAAAACCCGACUUUGGUGCACGAUAUGCUUGUUCACAGAGCCCGAGGCAAUGAUGUGCGAAAUGCUCAGCCACGGGUCCGAGGAAUCUGCACGCGAUGUGCUUGAUCGCCAAGCCUUGAAAGGCGUCGCCGAAGGUCUGAAGAGUGCGUGCACGAUGUGCUAGGUCGUGUAGUUGGAAACACUGAUGCUUAAAAGGCUUAGUCGUGUGUCUGAGGAUUCCGCACACGAAGUGAUUGGUCGCGAAGUGAGGGUCACCGAUGCUCAGAAUGCUGAGCCGUGGGUCGGAGCCGUCUAGAAAUGAAGGGAUUGGCCGUGCUUCUGCGAUGUCCACGUCACGCUCGCUUUGACACUCGUAGAAGUCACAGUGGUCAAGAGCUCGCAAGGUGUAAAGAGCAGCCAAUGCCCCCACGAAGCGAGCACUGGACCAAUGGCGAAGCACGCUGGAGUCCCAUGGCAAGCACAGCCAAUUGGAGACUUUGGAAUUAACCUUCAAUCAUUUGCUUUUUGUGUGAUUGUUUCUGCGUGGGGGAGAUAGCUGAAGCGACAAAUUUGAAGACUGUGAAAUGUUCUUUCUGACAAGACCAAGAUGGCGGUGCUAGGUUGCGCCGUUCUGGAGAUAUUGUGGCUUGAAAGAAUGGCAUUUUUUUCGUGCUUUCAGCGAAAUAUUUUGCCCCCCUGGCUGGUACACCAAAUUUUUUCGAGCACUUCUAAGUGGCUUUCAUUGAAGAUAUUUCAGAAUCAGAUAGAACGAGAGUAACAGAAUCUGAAAAGUGAU